Peronospora matthiolae is the source of this 5277-nucleotide messenger RNA. NCBI's taxonomy places the organism in Eukaryota, Oomycota, Peronosporomycetes, Peronosporales, Peronosporaceae. The record is from the annotation of a GenBank genome assembly.
AUGGACUGGGACCCCAUGGCUACCGACACAGAUGGCUAUAUCUGCCCGCCAUGCCCAGUCUUCUACCCUACAGCGGUGGAGUUCGAGCACCCGCUGAAAUAUAUUUCCAGUAUUCGCCAUAUUGGAAUGCAAGCUGGUAUUUGCAAGAUUGUGCCGCCCAAAAGCUGGAGACCACCGUUUGCGAUCAAUGAAAAGACCUUUCGUUUUCGGACACGUGUGCAACAGCUGAAUUGCAUUGAAGGUCAUUCACGUGCAGAAGGCCAGUUCGUGGAAGCACUACGACUCUUUUUGUACCAACGAGGUGAACCCAUGAAGGAACUGCCGCGUGCUGACGGGCAGCUGGUCAAUCUGCACCUGCUGUAUAAGACGGUGGUUUUACUUGGAGGAUUUCAUGCGGUGUGUGCAAGUGAUAGAUGGGGGCAGGUUGUACGUCGAGUCGGUCGCACAAAAUCUGUAAGCGAUCCUUCGGAAGCGCUGUGCUACACCUAUAAAGCGUAUUACGAGACGCUGUUGCUCUCCUAUGAGAAGGAACAGGAAGCUAAGGAAAACGGUGGCAGUAGUGGUGGCAUACUAGAGACUAAAGUGAAGGGCGAGGCUGGCAGGAUAAUAGCCACGGCUUCUGAAACAAACAGGUCUAGCGAUACUGAGGUGACACCGUCGUCUAAGCCUCGAAGUCUUAGUGGAACGAUGUCCACAAAAGAAUGCAAGGGCGAUAUACGAGACGGUGAUGAUGGACUCGUGAAGCGUGCUCUGUGUUCAGAGGGCGAACACACAAGCAGCGAAGAGAGCGACAGCCACCCAGCCAUGUCGCCAAAAUCUACAAAUUGGCAGCCAGACCACGACCGACAGGUUUUGCAACGCGCCCUGGAUCCCGAAUCGUUGAAGCCGUCGAGUACACGCAAUGUGAGACUCGGUCCUCCAGAAAUUCGUGUGGGGCAGAAGUUCUAUCGGUUUUUCCCCGAUUCGGGAGCCGUGUUGACUGAGGUCAAACGUGUCUUUGGCGGAAAGAAGCCACACGUUGCUGUGCGUUACUUGGAUAGUGACUCCAACGAUGACAUUGAAAUGUCUAGUAUGGAAAUUCUGAUAGCUAACGGCUGGGAUGCGAGUGCGGCUGAGCUUGCGUACAAUAGUGAGAUCUGUCAGGUUUGUCUGCGCGGCGAUUGCUGGAACCGGAUGCUGCUUUGUGACGGCUGCAACAGUGGGCAGCAUCUUUUUUGUCUGGAACACCCGUUGCCUGCGGUGCCUACCGGUGAUUGGUAUUGCAAGGAAUGCGUGCGAGAUGCAACGGAUCCCGAGAAACGCAAGACCAAUCCUAAGUUUGGUUUCGAUAUGGGAGCAGAGAUCAGUAUGGUAGACUACAAGGAACGUGCCGACGCCUGGAAACGGAAGUAUUUUUCGUUGCCGUCCGAUGUCAAUCCGGACGAAGCGAUUAGCGACCGGGAUUUAGAAACUGAAUACUGGAAGUUGCUGAGCGUUCCCGUGCACGAACAGCGGCUUGAGGUACAGUAUGGCAGCGAUGUCGAUACAGGUUCCAAUGGCAGCGGCUUUCCUCGUCUGGAUUUGUAUAUGAAGAACUUCCGUACCGUGUCCAAGCGUUGGAAAAAUCUGACUGCCGAGGCGAAGAGUGACUACGUUCGUCAACUCAGCGAGUUCUUUUCGCAUGGGUUGCGUGGGGGUUUGUCAACGAACGCAGGAGGAAAUAAUGAGAACGCUGACGCUGCGCAGUCGAUUGAGGAUUUACUACAUCGAUACGCACAGGAUGACUGGAACUUGAACAACAUGCCCAAGUUGCCGGGAUCGGUGCUUCAACACUUGGACGUCGACAUUAAAGGUGUAAUGGUUCCGUGGUUGUAUGCAGGAAUGUGCUUUUCCACGUUUUGUUGGCACGUGGAAGACCACAAUUUCUACAGCACGAGCUAUUUGCACUGCGGUGCACCUAAGACAUGGUACGGUAUCCCUUGUGCCAGCGCUGAGCAUUUCGAACGCACCAUGAAGAAACUCACACCGGAGCUCUUUGGUAGUCAGCCAGAUCUGCACAUGCAGCUGGUUACGAUGUUUUCACCUAAAACGUUGCGAGAACACGGCGUGCCUGUGUAUCGCGCGACACACCGCCCGAAUGAGUUUAUGGUCACGUUCCCGUCAGCGUAUCAUGCUGGUUUCAACACUGGUUUUAAUUGCGCUGAAGCGGUGAAUUUUGCCACUAUGGACUGGUUGCCCUGGGGUGCAAAGUCUUUGCGAAAGUAUCGGGAGUUCUGCAAGCUGCCUGUGUUUUGUCAUGAGGCACUGGUAUGUACUCUGGCGGAGAGCCUUGUCGAUGGCAGCAGCUUUGAGUUUGAAAAUACCGAGUCGUUCUUGCUUCCAGCGGUAGAGCAGUUGCUGCAGAGUUAUUUCGAGUUCCAGCGGCGAGUGAAUGACACGAACAGUACAACACAUGUGGCAAAGCGGAAGCUCAUUGCCGAUUUUGAGAAGCAGGAGUACCUAGGAGCUGGCGCGACUGAUGCCGAAGCGUUAACAUCUUCAAUGAGACCGGGUGUGGUAGCUCGAGCAUGCAAUCGCUUUUCAAAGAUGACAGGUACUGUCUCGGCACGAUGCAAGCGAGGUACUAAGAUGAAGGGGGGGAUGAAAAGCUCCGAGACAUCCAUGCGGCCAAACAGGAUGGCGCUGUGGGCAGGCCGUUCAGGUAAAAAUGAGGGGCUCCGCUGCGUAACUUGCCAGCAGUACUGCUAUCUCCAGGCAGUUGUGUGCACUAGGUGCCGUCCACCCCAUGGGAGUAAUAGUGAUGCUGUCGUUGGUUGUUUGGAGCACUACCCGAAAAUGUGCAAGUGCGGUGAUCCAGAGAAUUUUGUGUAUUUGUAUCGCUAUGAAGCCACGCAUCUCGAAAACAUGGUUGAUGACUUGCGGAGGCGACUAAAUAGCGUUCGGGCAUGGAGCAGAGCGUGUGACGCCGUGAUGCAGUAUCGCAAACGCUCGGCUGACUGUUCUUUCGCACCUGAGGUAUCAUUAUCUGAUCUAAAGCGACUGCUGUCGUGUGGCAAAUCUUGCGGUGGUGCCGAUUGCGAUCGAUUGGAUUCAUUGGAACGUGCAAUUGCUCGUGUUGAGCACUGGGACGCCCAAGUUGCUCGGCUACUGAUGGCGUUCGAUUCGCAAGAGCAAGUGCACUUGAGUAUCGAAGAGUUUGAGUCCUUGUUGACGGGAGCAAAGAAAUUGCUGGUUGAGCCCGUCACCUUUGAAAAGGUUCAGGACAUUGUAAACGAGUGGCGCACAAUGCGGAACGAGGCUGCCGUGAUGCUCAAGUCGACAAACGAUAUCUUCUGCGAUGAGGUGGCAAAGAAAAUUCGUCCAAGAGCUUCAUCCACCGAUGUUGCAUCGAUUGUUCAUUGGAUGGGCGCUCCCAACACGUUACUUCGCAGCAAUGUGCACUUUGGUCAGCUUUGUACGGCUAUUGUCGAUGUGAGCAAUUGCUUGCGUGCAAAGAAAGAAAACGAUGCCGCUGGUAGUUUAUGCAGUCAACUUGCAAGUGCCCAGCAGUACUUGGAAGUACUGUGCAAAGUGAACGUGCUAGCUGCCAGUAUUGUCGAGAGAGCCCAAGGGAGUGACGCUGUGGGGGCACCGACGCAAACGCAAGUUGAACGAGUGCUGGAUGACGUGCGGAAAUUACACUUAGCAAGCCCAUACGGGAUUGCAAAUGCCGAGGCGUUGCGGAAGCUUAUAGCAACCACUAAUGUCGAGGCAGCAGAGGUGGAAGAAGCACUAAGCGAUCGCUCGAAAAGCACAGAAGAGCUCGAGGAGCUCAAGGAUCGACUAGAGAAGUGUCGGUUAUGGGAACGCCGUGUCCGACAAGUCAUGGCGGUUGUCUCUGGGACCUCUCCUUGUCACGGUCAUAAGUCGAUGAUGGAGCGACCAUCGGUUGAUGAGGUUGAGGAGCUGUUCGCGCAAGCCGAUGCUCAUUUUGUGCCGAGUUCGUCUCUACUGCGUCGACAAGUUCACUCACGGUUGCAAGACUGCCGUCGUUGGUACGAAGCUGUUCACGCCUUGUUUCUGCGUCCGUCAAACAGCCAUCUCUCGUUGGCUCAGUUCUUGCAGACGGCCUUGAAGAUGGUCCAGCAGCAACUCGCGCACAAUCCGAACCAGGCUUUGCAUUUGCAUUCGCAGUUGUACUGCGUCUGCAAGCAGAUUCUGAGCGAGCGAGCUCAAGUCGUGACUUGCCAACGCUGUCAGCGGUACUACCAUCCUCAGUGCGCGCCGGACUUGGUGGCUCGGCAUCCAAAGGACGCCUUCAUUUGCGGCACAUGCCGUCCUUCUCAGCGCAAACGUCAAAGCCCAAGGGAUACGGAGUCGCCUCAAGUGUUUUGCGUCUGCCGUGGCGUCGAUCAAGCUCCUAUGAUCUGCUGUGAUUUCUGUGAUGAAUGGUAUCAUGCAGCGUGCGUGGACCUCAUGCCGCAAGAGCUCGACUGCAUCGAUGCAUUUCGCUGUCCUCGAUGCUCGCGUCGACAGAACCUGUACUACCUUGACAAGAAGCUGCUGCGUCGCGAGUGUUUGGGCAGACGACCAGCACUCGCUCGAGUCGAGAGCUUUUUGGGGCAGAUGCAGACCCAAUUGGUGGCGUGGCCUCCAGGAGCACAUGAGCUCGUAGCUUAUGUGGAGGCUGUGAAGAGGGUCGAGCGCGAAGUCGGCAUUUUUACCCACAAGUUUGCGCUGCGAGAGUUUUCACCCAGUGCUUUUGCCACGCCCAACUACGUGCAGAGUCAAGAAGCUGGAGUUAUUCAACUCAUGGAGCGCGUGACGGGUCUGGAAGUUGGGCUGGAGAGGGCACAGACUCAAUUAGGGGCUGUGCACUGGUGCUUGCGGGCAUGUGAACUCGUGUUGGGUCCUGAUAAUCGAGCUCCGCGGUAUGCCCACUUGGCUGCCUUACUGCAAGACGUGAAGACCCAGCAGCCUGGUUUCACGUUUCCACGUGAGGAGUACCGGUUGAUGCAAUUGACGAUUGCUGAACGAGUGAGCAAAGCUGCGCAGUGGUUACGCGCGACCAAGGCACUCGAGAUUGAAGAGUGGAACAUUGAGAAGGCACGCCGUCUUCAAAGCGAUGCUGCGGAGCUGGGCGCUUACCUGGAACUGCCAGCGACGGAACUGCAGUUUGUCCAGGAUGUUGUCGCUCGGCAGGAGAUGAAAGUUGUGGUGUGUACGGAGGAAGAGGAGGAGGAAGAGGAGGACGACGUGAUGUAUGAAGAAGAACUAGAAAGCCCAAGUGCUGUGGCAUGGAAGAAGCAGCGACGUUAG